This is a messenger RNA of Vigna unguiculata (cowpea), 1479 nucleotides long. Lineage: Eukaryota; Viridiplantae; Streptophyta; Magnoliopsida; Fabales; Fabaceae. The record is from RefSeq and is a predicted model, not a curated record.
AUGAAUGCAAAAUGGCUGAGUACGAAGGUAGAGAAGUCUUUGAUUGAAAAUCCAAAAUUCAAGAUUAAGGAUGUGCGAGAAAAAGGGUUGAGGAAGUGGAAUACAAGUAUUUCAGUGGCCAUGGCUCGUAGGGCAAAAUCCUUAGCUUCAGACCAAGUGGAAGGGUCAUUCAAAGAACAGUUUCGAAGAAUACAUGAUUAUGCUUAUGAAAUUCUGAGAUGCAACCCAGGGAGCACAGUCAAAGUUAAAGUGGAUGAAAUGCAGGGUGAGUCUAUUUUUGGUAGGUUUUACACAUGUUUCAAAGCAUGCAAAGAUGCUUUUGUGCUUUCUCGCCCCUUUAUUGGGUUGGAUGGUUGCUUCCUCAAAGGGAAAUAUGGGGGCGAGUUGCUAACUGCAGUGGCCAGGGAUGCUAACGACCAAAUGCUUCCUCUAGCAUACGCAAUUGUGGAGGUAGAGAACAAAGAGACAUGGAAAUGGUUUUUGGAAAUCCUAGUGGAUGAUCUAGGAGGACCUGAAGUCUGUGGGGCAUGUACAUUUAUGUCAGAUCAACAGAAGGGUCUGUUGCCUGCAAUUCAGGAGUUAUUACCUGGUGCAGAGCAACGAUUUUGUAUGAGGCAUUUGUACUCUAAUUUCAGAAAACGGUUUGGUGGCCAGAAGUUGAAAAACCUAAUGUGGAAGGCAGCAACUGUGACACACCCUGUGGCCUGGGAAAGGGUAAUGAGAGAUAUUAAAAAGGAGAAUGAAGAUGCUUUCAAGUACCUCAUUGCUAUACCACCUAGGUUUUGGUCCAGAUCAAGAUUCACUAGGAAUGCUGUGACUGACACAGUAGUAAAUAACAUGACAGAGGCAUUUAACAGUGUGCUUGUUGAUGCUAGAUGCAAGCCUGUUAUCUCAAUGUUGGAAGACAUACGAAUAUACAUGAUGAAGAGGUGGCAAUCUAAAAGACAAAAGCUGGAAAAAAUGGAAGGGCAAAUCUGUACUAAAAUAAACAGCAGACUACAAGAAGAAUCCAAAAAAAGCAGAUACUGGAUCCCAAGGAAAUCAACUUUUGAAGAGAUGUACAACUCCAUUAUCUACCCUAUCAAUGGACAAAACAUGUGGCCCACCACUGAUUUUCCAGAUGUCAUGCCUCCACAUAAAAGGAUUAUGCCUGGGCGACCCAAGAAAAAGAGAAGGCUGGAACAAUGGGAGUUGAGGAAAGAUGAUACCAAAUUACGAAAAGGUGGCCAUAGAAAAAGAUGCAGAGUUUGUCGUGAACUGGGGCACAAUAGGACAAAUUGCCCACAACUGCCUACACAAGGACAGUCCUCACAGCCAAGUGAUGCUCCUCCACAACCAACCCAGCCAUCUCAAGAGCCAAUUUCUGCUACUCAACAACCAACCCAGCCAUCUCAGGAGACAAUUUAUGCUACUACACAACCAAACCAGCCAUCACAGGACCCAACUUCUGCUCCUCCACAACCAACCCUGCCACUCUGA